Messenger RNA from Camellia sinensis, 2184 nucleotides. Its product is annotated as Eukaryotic aspartyl protease family protein. Lineage: Eukaryota; Viridiplantae; Streptophyta; Magnoliopsida; Ericales; Theaceae. Gene Ontology annotation, biological process: proteolysis. The record is from RefSeq and is a predicted model, not a curated record. Gene Ontology annotation, molecular function: aspartic-type endopeptidase activity.
UCCUCCAAACUUCUCCAUUGCUCUCUCUCUCUCUCUCUCUCUCUCCAUACUCCUAUUCUUUCUCUAAUACUUGCAUUUAUCUGUAUAUAUCUAUCUAUCCAUCUCUCUCUCUCUAUAUAUAUAUAUUUCCUUCUGAUCUCUACUCCAUUAUACUUCUCUCUCAUUUCUGUCUUCUCGCAAUGAGUACAUGAUCGGAGAAAGCUAGAUCUCGCUUUGGAAGCUUGUUUACAGUCCGAAGAACCCUAGAUUUUUGUAUCUCCUUUUUGAAUUUUUUUUUCUCAUUCGAGUUUUUGAUUGGAGUCGCGAUGGCGACUCGGUGUUUGCUCUGCGUUGUAAUGGCGGUUCUUCUAGUGAAAUGUGUAGUGGGCGUGACAUUCUCUUCGAGGCUGAUUCACAGGUUCUCUGACGAAUUGAAGGCGCUUAGGGUUUCGAGGAAAGGAGGAGAGUCUGGUUCGUGGCCAGAGCGGAAGAGCAUGGAGUACUACAAGAUGCUUGUGGCCAAUGAUGUGCAGAGGCAGAAGAUGAAGCUCGGUUCUCGCUAUCAGUUUCUCUUCCCCUCCGAAGGUAGCAGAGCGUUUUCUUUAGGAAACGACUUUGGAUGGUUGCAUUACACCUGGAUCGAUGUAGGGACGCCGAAUGUUUCUUUUCUCGUUGCAUUGGAUUCUGGGAGUGACUUACUUUGGGUUCCAUGUGACUGCAUUCAAUGUGCUUCUCUAUCUGCCAGUUACUAUAACAGUCUGGUGCUCCCUGGUAUUUGGGGCAUCUAUUAUGCAGGAUAGGGAUUUAAAUGAAUACAGCCCGUCUGGCUCAACCACCAGCAAGCACCUAUCUUGCAGUCAUCAGUUAUGUCAACUGGGUCCAAAUUGCCAAAGUCCUAAGCAGCCAUGCCCUUACACAGUUAACUACUACUCGGAAAAUACGUCCAGUUCAGGAUUGCUGGUUGAGGAUACAUUGCAUCUUGCAGCAGGAAGUGAUGAUGCAUCCAAUAUUUCUGUGCAGGCUCCCGUCAUUAUAGGAUGUGGGAGGAUGCAAAGCGGUGCUUACUUAGAUGGAGUUGCUCCUGAUGGUCUUAUGGGUCUCGGACUUGGCGAGAUUUCUGUUCCAAGUUUUCUUGCAAAAGCAGGAUUGGUACAGAACUCUUUUUCUUUGUGUUUUGGCAAUGAUGAUUCUGGGAGAAUAUUUUUUGGGGACCAGGGACCAGCUGCCCAACAAUCUACUCCAUUCCUGCCGUCAGACGGAAAAUAUAUAACCUACAUUGUUGGGGUCAAGGCAUGUUGUAUUGGAAGUUCUUGUCUUGAUAAGACAAGCUUCGAAGCACUGGUUGAUAGUGGGACAUCAUUUACAUUUCUCCCAAAGGAAGCAUAUGAAAGGGUUGUCCAGGAGUUUGACAGACAAGUAAACGCGACAAGUGCUAGCUUUGAGGGAUCCCCUUGGAAGUAUUGCUACAAGUCCAGUUCUGGAGAUAUGCCCAAGACUCCUUCUGUGGCAUUUAAAUUUUCAGUGAACAACAGCUUUGUCGUCCAUGAUCCUGUUUUCAUUAUCCAUGACAACCAGGGAAUUGUUGGAUUUUGUUUAGCCAUAGAGUCAACAGAUGGAGAUAUUGGAACAAUUGGACAGAACUACAUGACUGGUUAUCGAGUGGUAUUUGAUAGGGAAAAUCUGAAGCUGGGCUGGUCACGUUCCAAUUGUCAAGAUCUCAGUGAUGGUAAGAGAAUGCCACUGACUCCAAAUACUAGUGCUCCCAACCCAUUGCCAACAACCGAGCAGCAAAGUGCACCUAGUGGGCACGCGGUUGCUCCAGCUGUUGCUGGAAGGACUCCCCCAAAGCCAUCAGCUGCCUCAACUCAGCAUCUAUUGUCCGACAUUGGUUUGGUGAAUAUCUUUCUACUGCUUCUACUAUUUUUGCAUCCACUUGCCUCAGGUCUCUAAGUGGACAAUUGCCUUGUCGAACAGAUCUAUGCCAUCUUUUACAUGUAAAUCCUGUUUCCCAUUACGCGUAGCUUCCUUGUCAAUUGUUUUGUUCUUUCUUUGCUCCUUUGAGUCAUUAAAUUAGUAGGGUUUGCUAGGAACAUAUUUAAUAUUUUUUGUCAUAUCGUUCCUUUAGUUUUUUAUUUUGUUCCUUUUCUAUAUUAUAUGUAAUUUUUCACUUCUGAUAUCUAUAGAUAUCCUUUGAGAUUUCCAUCA